AUGGCGUCCCUGAACUUAGAGGACCCUGGAGGUCCCAGCCAGAAAGCAGGUAGGCUGGGGUCAAGAUGCCUGAGAGGUGGCUUCUCCCCCUGCAGCUGGGUGCUUGCUCAUCAGUCCAGAGGCACCUGCCUGCCCUUAGCGUGCACUGGCCUGACUGCAGGAUCCGCCUGGUUCCCCCAGCCCCUGAGCCUCGGCUCCUCAGCUGUCUCCACUCCACUGGGCGCAGGAGUGCAGCAGGCUGCUCUGUGGAUGCCGCGGCUCCAGGGGCAGCACUGGGAGGGUGCCGGGAGGAGGGCGCCGCUCACCCUGGAGGGUGCUCUCUCCUCCUUGUUGGAGCACUGCUGUGGGGAAGUGCUGGCUUACCAGGAACGGGUGGGGGUGCCGGGAGCAGGUGGUGAUGGCAGUCCUCGGUGA
This is a messenger RNA of Rangifer tarandus platyrhynchus (Svalbard reindeer), 414 nucleotides long. NCBI's taxonomy places the organism in Eukaryota, Metazoa, Chordata, Mammalia, Artiodactyla, Cervidae. The record is from the annotation of a GenBank genome assembly.